This is a messenger RNA of Notechis scutatus (mainland tiger snake), 2400 nucleotides long. Lineage: Eukaryota; Metazoa; Chordata; Lepidosauria; Squamata; Elapidae. The record is from RefSeq and is a predicted model, not a curated record.
AUGGCAGAACUUUUCCUCAAAUGCUGCUGCAUAAGGAACAUCUGCUGGCAUUUUCUGAAACGCAGGCUGAGUCUCCAAGCUUCCCAGCGACAGGCUGUGCACAGCCAUUUGGAGGCGCCCUCUGGAGCCGCCAUCCUUUGCCACAACUGUGGGAGUCCGUGCAAAGGAGAAGUGCUGAGAGUGCAGAAGAAGUACUUCCACAUUAAAUGUUUCGUCUGCAAAGCGUGCGGCUGCGACUUGGCCCAGGGGGGCUUCUUCGUCAGGCAAGGGGAUUACGUCUGCACGUCGGACUACCAGCGGCUCUACGGCACCCGCUGCUUCAGCUGUGAUGAGUUCAUUGAGGGCGAGGUGAUCUCCGCCCUGGGCAAGACCUACCACCCAAACUGCUUUGUGUGUGUGCUCUGCAGGCAGCCGUUUCCUCCCGGGGACCGGGUGACUUUCAAUGGGAAGGAGUGCGUCUGCCAGAAAUGUUCUCUGCCCCCUGCUGGUGCUGGUUGUCCAGUCCUCCGAAGUUGCGGGAACUGCGGCUCCGACAUUAAGAACGGCCAGUCUCUGGUGGCCUUGGACAAGCAUUGGCACCUGACCUGCUUUAAGUGCAAGAUUUGUGGCAAGCUGCUCACGGGGGAAUACAUCAGCAAGGAUGGCGUUCCCUAUUGCGAAAGAGACUAUCAUGCGACGUUUGGGAUCCAGUGCGACCGUUGUGGGAAGUUUAUCACGGGGAGAGUUUUGGAGGCUGGAGAAAAGCACUACCACCCCACGUGUGCCUGCUGUGAUAAGUGCCACCAGAUGUUCGCCGAAGGAGAAGAGAUGUACCUUCAAGGGUCUUCUAUUUGGCACCCAGCUUGUAGACAGGCAGCCAAAGUGGAAGAAAAGGCCAAGUUGCAGGAAACCCGAACAUCGUCUGAAAGCAUAAUUUCGGUGCCCCCUUCAAGUACAUCAUGCUCCCCAAGUCGAAUAAUCUAUGCGAAACUCGGGGAGGAAAUCCUUGACUACCGAGACUUGGCUGCCCUCCCUAAGAACAAGGCCAUCUACAACAUCGACCGGCCAGACAUGAUCUCCUACUCCCCCUACAUCAGCCACUCGGUCAGCGACCGGCCCGGCUACGCCGAGGGGGGUGACCAGGAGGACCAGCCCCUCAGGCCGUGCCGGAUUUCCAGCCCCAGUUCCACCAGUUCGCUGGGCUAUGGCCGCACCACGCCUCUUUGCGCUUCGCCUCCGAAUUUCAGCCGAGCAGGCAGUGAAAGUGGCCGGAGCACCCCAAGCAUCUCUCUCUGCUCAGACAGCAAGUCUGCAUCCUCCCUCUAUCAGCAGGCACCCAAACAUUUUCAUAUUCCAGAAACUGGAGUAAAAGAUAACAUCUAUAGGAAACCCCCCAUCUACCGACAGCAUGCCUCAAGGAAACCAGAUGGCGACGACGGGAGUUCUGACCAAGACAGCAGGAAGUUAAAGUCCAGCUGGCUGACUCUGAAGGGGGAUGGGGACUUUCGGACAGACUCUCCUGAUCUGGACACUCAGUCGCUGCCUCAGAGUCCUGGGACAGACCGGCAACUCCAGCGGCUGCAAGGCAACACCAACUGCGCCUACCUGCGAUUCCCGUACUCCAAGUCGGCCUCUCUCCCCGACUACGGAAAGCAAGGGCUGCAGCACGCUGCAGGGGCCCCCCCGGAUGACCAGGAGGCUGCUUGGGGAAAGAGAGAAUACAAGGUCUAUCCGUACGAAGCCCUCAUUGUCACCAACAGAAUUCGAGUAAAGCUACCAAAGGAUGUGGACAGAACCAGACUGGAGCACCACCUGUCCCCCGAGGAGUUCCAGGAGGUCUUCAAAAUGAGCAUGGAGCAGUUUGAACGGCUUGCACUUUGGAAACGCAACGAGCUGAAGAAAAAGUCUUUGCUUUUCUAGCCUUCCCAAAACGAAGAGGCAACGUGCUUGACAGUCAGCCAGCUCCGUCCUUUCUUCCUCCUACCACCUGUGUCCACCUGCCGCUUGACCUCCUGUCGCUUCACUGUAUUUGGGCAGAAGAAUAGACCCCACGGGAGGUCUGGGGCCCUCUCACCCCACCCCCACCCCCGCCAGGUCAUGAAAGGGUGUGACCCGUCUCGCUUCCACUUCCUCGCUUUAUCCAUUGCUUGUCGCAAAGGCAGAACCAGGCCCGGAAACCUCAGAUAGGAAAGGAACCGCAGUCAUUCCAACCAAAGCCAAAUGCUCAGCUACUGUUUGGCCUCUACAUUUUUGGCCUUGAAUACAAAGUCAGAGUGGACGAAAGGGGAGGGGGGGGGACUUCCCCCAGGAGCAAAAUAAAAGAAAGCCAGUUUGAAAAAGGUCAAAGAAAAGCAUGUCAGAAGCUCACAUGGGCAAUGGUUGUGUAUGGCACCUUUUUAGAAAUAAAAUGAGAGCAAACCU